Molecule: messenger RNA, 1569 nt
Organism: Fusarium vanettenii 77-13-4
Lineage: Eukaryota; Fungi; Ascomycota; Sordariomycetes; Hypocreales; Nectriaceae
Exons: 3
Coding region: 1-1569 (522 amino acids)
Biological process (GO): ubiquinone biosynthetic process
Cellular component (GO): mitochondrion
Source: RefSeq, a predicted model, not a curated record
AUGCCAUUGACUAUAACACGGCGUUUCAGCCGAUUGAGCUUAGUCCCCCAGCUGUCUCGGGUAGCUUGCUCAAGCCGCUCGUUCUCAUCGACAGUCCGUCGACAUGGGAGCCGAUCCCCGGAUGCGCCGUUCCGUCUGGCGGUAGUGGGCUCCGGCCCGGCUGGCUUCUACACCACAUACCGGGUGAUGGGCAAAGUCCCAGGAGCGAAAGUGGACAUGUAUGAAAGUCUUCCAGUGCCGUUUGGUUUGGUUCGUCAUGGUGUCGCUCCCGAUCAUCCAGAGGUCAAGAAUUGCCAGGAGAAAUUUGAUGAGAUUGCAUCCUCUCCCAAUUUCACCUUUAUUGGCAAUGUCUCCAUUGGCCAUCCCGGUCAUUCCGCGAACCAUUGUACCUUAGAGCUGCAAAACUUGAUGCGCCAUUAUGAUGCGAUUCUAUUCGCAUACGGAGCCUCGGAAGACAAGAAGCUUGGGAUCCCCGGCGAGUCGACACUGAGCGGAAUAUACUCUGCCCGUGAAGUCGUUGGCUGGUACAAUGGUCUUCCUGACUGCUCCAACCUCAACCUGGAUCUAUCACAGGCUGAGGAGGCUGUCAUCAUCGGCCAAGGAAAUGUUGCCCUUGAUGUUGCAAGAGUGCUGCUAGAAGACAUUGAUGUUCUGAAAAAGACAGACAUCACAGAGCAGGCACUUGAGGCGCUAUCCCGGAGUCGGGUCAGACGAGUGCACGUUGUGGGAAGAAGAGGGCCUAUGCAAGCUGCCUUCACGAUCAAGGAGGUCCGAGAGCUGAUGAAACUCGACCAAGUUGGGUUCUUACCAUUCAACCGAUCCCUGGUCCCCGAAGAUCUCAAGACGUUGCCCCGUGCUUCCAAGCGGUUGAUGGAAGUUUUGGUCAAGGGCUCGCCGACACCGGCUGAAAGUGCGUCCAAGGUGUGGUCUCUGGACAGCUGUCUCUCCCCAAGGCACUUCCUCGGCAACCAAGACGCACCCUCCAAGGUUGCGAGCACCGAAUUCGACGUUACGGAGCUUGCAGAUCCUUUCGACCCAAAGUCAUCCGUCAAGGCAACUGGGCAAACCGCCUUUCUCCCCUCCGACGUAGUCUUCCGUUCCGUGGGCUAUAAGUCUGUGGCCCUGCCCGGAUUUGAGGAUAUUGGCAUCCAAUUUGAUGAGCGUCGGGGUGUCGUUGAUAACGACGGACUUGGCAGAGUCACGAGAAUGGUGUCUGACACACACGCCGAGGGUAUUCGGAACCAGCGAGUUCCGGGAGUUUAUUGUGCAGGCUGGGUCAAGAGAGGUCCAACUGGAGUCAUUGCAUCAACCAUGCAAGAUGCAUUCAUUACGGGCGAGGCAAUCGCAGAGGACUGGCUCUCGGGUGGUCAAUUCAUGAACACAUCCGAUGAGACGAGCGUGAGUGGUUGGGAUGGGCUGAGACAGGAAAUAGGGCCAUCAGCUUCCCAAGCCGUCGCAUGGGAUGAUUGGCGUCGGAUUGAUCAAGCAGAAAGAGAACGAGGGCAAAAGAACGGAAAGGAGAGGGAAAAGUUCACCAACACUGCGGACAUGCUCGCGGUACUUGGAUGA